Messenger RNA from Periophthalmus magnuspinnatus, 1335 nucleotides. RefSeq lists its product as uncharacterized. NCBI's taxonomy places the organism in Eukaryota, Metazoa, Chordata, Actinopteri, Gobiiformes, Gobiidae. The coding region runs from base 64 to 1335 and encodes 423 amino acids. The transcript has 9 exons. The record is from RefSeq and is a predicted model, not a curated record.
CGUGUGCGUGUACAGGAAGUGACGUCACGUACCGACCAAGAGCCCAGCUUUAGUGGUUUUAAAAUGCCAAUAACUGGAGCAGAAAGGCAAAGGCUCUAUCGCGCUCGCAGAGAUGCAGACCCUGAGAAAAGAGCCCAGUACCUGGAGAGAGCGAGGGAGAGGUGGAGGAAAGAGCGGGAGCUGGGGAAGAGAAAAUCUAUAAAAGAAGUGAGUGAGAGUGAGAAGAAUUUAAAACGACUACAGUGGAGGCGGGCCCAGGCGAGGAGGAGGGCAGCGAAAAAAGCAGCGUUAGAUGCAUCUUUUUCCAGUAUAUGCUCUAGAAAAGCAGAAGAAGAGCCUAUUGCAAUCACUCCAAAGAAGUACAAAUCAACAAAGAAGUCCAAACCAGCACAUGCCCAUAGUAAAGAAACCCAGACCCCUGACAACAUCUGUGCUGAGAUCGAGAUGACCUGGAAUAAUCAGGGAACUCCCAGGAAGAGGCCUCGUUGGGAAGUUAUUGAAGACUGGGCCCCCAUUGACUGUGACAUCUCACUUCAGUCCAAAGAAAAUACAGAGUCUUCCUCUGUCCCUCAUAAAGAUUCAGCCCCAGUGGACAUUGAAUUUUCGGUAGAGGAAAGACCAGCUAGUAAUAAUACUAAAUACAUUGUUUAUGAAUCCUGCCUCAGACAGUUGUUCAGCUCGUGCCCCGUCUGCAGUAUGCCCUGUGAAGUUAAAAGUCACCGUAUGGGAACCUAUGUCUCAUUUGAUCAAUACUGUUCACACUGUAACUACAGCAGAGACUGGAAAAGUCAGCCUCUUGUUGGAAGUACACCUCUUGGAAAUUUCCAGAUGUCAGCUGCCAUUUAUUUCACUGGUUUGUCAUUCUACCAAGUUGAAAAGUUUUGUAAAGCUUUGCAGCUUCAGUCAUUUAAAUAUGACACUUUCAGAAAACACGCUAGAAAUUAUCUCGAGCCUGCGAUAGUUCAUAAAUGGAAGGUUGAUCAGCAGCAAAUUUUAGCCCAACUUAAAGAAGAAGGAGGAAAGAUUAAAGGCAGUGGAGACAUGUGGACAGACUCCGCUGGAGCUGCAGGUUAUGGGUGUUACACUCUGACUCAUCAAGACAGCAACACAAUUAUAGACCUUCAGCUUGUACAGAGCAAUGAAAUGGGAAAAGGCCACAUGAAAACAGAUGGUCUGAAACGGUGUUUAGAUCAUCUAAAUGUGAAUGAUCUGGAAGUGGACUCUGUCGUCACUGAGAGCUGCCCCCAAACCCAGGAGGUUCUUAAAAAACAAAACAUCGCACACUUUUAUGACACCCGGAGUUUUGAGAAAGGCAAAUUGAUAAUGGCUGUCUAA